AUGGAGUGUUCCCUCGAGACCCUGGAUCCGGAUGGGGACGCGGUAUUACUGAUCACCGGUGCAGCUUCGGGCCGAUUCCUGGUCUCAUCAAAAAUCCUAACUCUUGCCUCGCCCGUCUUUGCAAAACUCUUUACAUCGGGGUUCCGCGAGGGGAACCAGAUGAAAGAUUCGACUCGUCCGACCCUAACUCUACCUGAGGAUAGUCCAGGUGCCAUGAGGACAAUUCUACAAGCUCUUCACUACCAAGGGUCUGAAGAUGAGGACUCGUUGAGUGCGAGGCAUCUGGCCGUCAUCGCUGUUCACUGUGACAAGUACGACUGCAACAGUGCUCUCCGGCCUUGGAUCUGGAACUGGCUUGGCCGAUUUACUCAUAUCGAGACGCCAGAGGAUCAUGGCUAUCUCCUUCUCGCUGCAUAUCUCUUUCAUUGCGCAGAGCACUAUGCCAGACUUUCUAUCCAAGCCCAAAUUAACCUCCCUCCCCGGUUUGCCGACACCUGGGACGAGGCAGACCUCCUGGGCCUGCUUCCGUCAAGUGCAAAAGGCGACCUAGGCAACCACAUACAGAAACAACUACGGGCCAUCCACGAACUACUUCAAGCGGGCGAGGUAGCUCUUGCAACGGAUAGCAGUUGCGCGCGGAUGGAUUGCCGGUUGUGCAAAUCAUGCGAGAACACUUACCCUGCGACGGAGAGAAAAUGCCCCUUCUGCAGUUCCAGACAGUGGGACAAAGAGUAUUGUACACGGGAAUUGCGCAUUGCUCAGUAUUUCGACAGGCUGACAAGGGCUGGGCUCUGGCCUUCCGUGCGGCCAUUUGAGAAGUGCUCAAUGGCUGAGAUUCGAAUGCGCAUUUCGGAAGCGAAGGGGUAUUGUACCCACCAGUGUGAAGGAGAUCCCUGUCCCCUCGGACUGCAGGUAAAAAUAUUGGUGGAUGCCGUUGAGCAGGCGAUUGCUCAGACUGCUGCGUUGGUCUGGCGGCCAAUCCAUCUUUCAUCGACUGAAUGCGAGCCCGCUCGUUGCUCUACUGAUGAAAUUGAAUGCCCCGUGACACAGACAGCCUGA
Messenger RNA from Aspergillus aculeatinus CBS 121060, 1059 nucleotides. RefSeq lists its product as uncharacterized. Gene Ontology annotation, molecular function: protein binding. Bases 1 to 1059 code for a protein of 352 amino acids. The transcript is spliced from 2 exons. The record is from RefSeq and is a predicted model, not a curated record. Lineage: Eukaryota; Fungi; Ascomycota; Eurotiomycetes; Eurotiales; Aspergillaceae.